Oncorhynchus mykiss (rainbow trout) is the source of this 6752-nucleotide messenger RNA. RefSeq names its product PHD finger protein 21A. Lineage: Eukaryota; Metazoa; Chordata; Actinopteri; Salmoniformes; Salmonidae. Gene Ontology annotation, cellular component: histone deacetylase complex. Gene Ontology annotation, biological process: negative regulation of transcription by RNA polymerase II. Gene Ontology annotation, molecular function: chromatin binding. The record is from RefSeq and is a predicted model, not a curated record.
UCAGGAUAGGGGGGUGAAUGAGAUUGACGAAGAGUUCUUGUUCUGUAUCUCAGUUUUUCUCUUUAUACUCAAAUUAAAUAGUGGGAAAAAUUAUCGGGAAAAUCACAUCAUAUGCAAUGGAGUGUAUUUGGAUAUUAAGUGGAUAAAUACACGCUCUGGGCGUUUUUCGGUGAAGAAGUACUACGGUGUUUGUAAAUAUUUAUUUAAAUAAUUUGUGUGAGAAGAGCAGGGUUGGCUGCUGCUCAAGUGAGUAAAAGAGGAGGCUGCCACCCCCUCAAUGCAAAAUUGGAUGGUGUUCAAAACUGAAGACUGUGUGAAGGCUGAAAGCUGUCCAGGACUGAGCUUCCGACAGAAAGGAUCAAUGAUGGAAUUACAGACCCUCCAAGAGGCCCUGAAAGCGGAAAUACAGGUUCAUCAGAAACUAGUGUCCCAGAUGAAGCAGGAUCCACAGAAUGCUGAUUUGAAGAAGCAGCUCCAUGAACGUCAAGCAACGAUCACAGCACUGAGUGAGAAGCAGAAGAAGGUGGUGGAGCAGCUGAGGAAAGAGCUGCUGGUGAAACAGGAUCAUCUGGAGGUCCAGGCCCAUCAGCAGCCCCAGCACCCAGUGCAGCCUGAUGGGAAGGCCUCUGCCCUGCCUAACCUCCACACCCCACCCUCCCUGCCCUCACCUGACAAACUGAGCACGCCACAGAACACGAUGACGGUCACGCCGGUCAUCGCCACUAAGACUCUACCUCUGGUACUGAAAGCUGCCACCGCUACAAUGCCUGCUUCCGCCGUGACGCCGCGACCCUCCGUCGCCAAGGUCACAGCCAUCAGCAACACGCCCAAGGCCAGCAUAGGUCACCCUGACUCACUGAGUGCACCUAUCAACCUUCAGACGUCCAGCAAGUUGACCCAUCAGGGGAUGGAGCCGGUUCGGAUAGUCCCCAAGAACACUAUUGUUGUGCAGGCCACUGCCCAGCCUAUCAAAGUUCCUCAGUUUAUCCCUCCGCCUAGACUGACGCCUCGACCUACCUUUCUAACGCAGGUCCGACCUAAACCAGCCACGCCUACGCCCACUUCCAUGGUACCCAUCGCCCCUGCGCCCCCUCCUCCCAUGCUGGCUGCUCCUCAGCUCCUCCAGCGGCCUGUCAUGUUGACCACCAAGCUGACCUCCACCUCACUGGCCUCCACCACCGGGCCCAUCCACCAGGUACGCGUUGUAAACGGCCAGCCCUGCGCCAGCAUCACCAAGACCCUGCCCUCUGCCCAGCUAACUGGCAUCGUCAUCACCUCGCCGGCCACCAUUACAGCCACCCUGGCAACUCAUCAGACCCUUCAGAUCAGAAGCCUCAGCCCUGACACCAAGGCUGUUAAAGCUCGGGGUGUUACAGACCCGAAGACUUCGGCCAGUGCGCCCUCCUCCCCUUCACACACCGCUAGAAGCAACGCUCCACCCCUGCUGAGGAACAAGAGAGAGGACAACCCCCAGAAACUUGCCUUCAUGGUAUCCUUGGGACUUGUGACAUAUGACCAUCUGGAAGAGAUCCAGAGUCGGAGGCAGGAGCGCAAGAGGAGAACAACAGCAAACCCAGUAUACAGUGGAGCAGUGUUUGAGCCUGAGCGUAAGAAGAACGGCGUCACCUACCUGAACACUCCUCUACACCAAGGCACCAGGAAGAGAGGUCGCCCACCCAAAUACAGCAGUGUUCCUGAGCUGGGUCUUCACACCCCAACAUCCCCCACCAGCAGUCAUUCCGCCUCCCCGGCCAACCACCGGCCAGAGAGGGGGGGCUCUCACUUCCCCGUCCACCCCCACACCCUCCCUCUGCCUAGACCCAGCUCUGGGGAUGGAGACAUCCAUGAGGACUUCUGCACUGUGUGCAGGCGCAGUGGUCAGUUGCUCAUGUGUGACACAUGUGCACGUGUUUACCAUCUGGACUGCCUCGCUCCACCCUUGAAAACCAUUCCCAGGGGCAUGUGGAUCUGCCCCAAAUGUCACGACCAGAUUUUGAUGAAAGAUGAGGCAAUCCCAUGGCCUGGAACCCUCGCUAUUGUUCAUUCCUACAUCGCAUAUAAAGCAGCUAAAGAGGAGGAGAAGCAGAAACUGGUGAAGUGGAGCUUGGAACUCAAGCAGGACAGAGAACAGCUAGAACAAAGGGUCAAACAGCUGAGCCAAUCCAUAACGAAAUGUAUGGAGAACAAGAACACUAUCCUGGCCCGUCAGAGGGACAUGCACAACUCCCUGGAGAAGGUCAAGGGCCUGGUGCGUCUCAUUCAGGGCAUCAACUUCUGCCCAUCCCCUGAGGCCUCACCGCCAGCGCUCCUGACAAAUGGAGGAGCAGACUGUGCCAGUGCUGACCACACGGACGACACAAGUCCCGAGGAGCACAAGAACAUGACUAACAAUAGUGGCGACGACCUGAACAACAACGCGGACGGGGCGACCGAGGAGGAAGGGAAGAAAGAGGACGUUAAAGAGAUGGACAACCUCAACAGCAGCAGCCUUGGCAAAACCUUUGAGCCUCCCCAGACUAUAGCACCGGCCCUUGUGGAUGUAGCAGAGGGGGCCAAAUAACACCCACCCACCCAGUCCAGGGACAGGAACCCCCAAAGAGAGGGAAAGAAAAAGAUAAAGCACCCCAUGAAGUUGCCCAAAGUUGCCAAUCGAUUAACACACACACCGACAUAUAUAUUUUUGGGGUCGUUGUUAUUGUUAGUUUGUGUAUUAUUGGAUUGUCCGAGAGGACAUUAUGAUUAUCAGAUGGAGAAAGGGAAAGGGACGAAGGAGGGUGACUUUAUGUACCAGUGGUAUGCCAAUCGAGGUCAAAGAUUAUUAUUCAAGUCUGACGAUGUUGACACUCUUACUCAUAAUAACGAUAUUGUUAAUAGUAAUAAACAUCACACCAAUGUGUGCCUCCAAUAGUCGCCAUAGCGCCUCUUUGUGGGGAUGGUUUCUUAGGGUGUCUUAGUCUGCAGCUUCAGGGGAGAUGGAUCCGAGAUGUCCAAAGAUGAGACCUGCCCGCUCGCCUGAAGAUCCACCACCUACACCACACCAGAAACAAUUGGAUCAACCAAAACACCAUAACAGCCAUUUGGAAUUUAUAAACUACCAGGGGACGAGGUUUUUGUUUGCUGCAGUAUUUGUCAACAGUUUUGAAAAUCACUGAAGUAUUGCCUGAGGGAUCUGAUUAGUCCCAAAUCACACUUUUUGUCUUACAGGAGCUCCAGCUCACCUCCAUCCAUCUAUCCCACCUGCCCCCAUUACGACCACCAACAACUCUGACAGUACAGCUUAAAGCUACAUCACAGGACAGAUGAUGGAUCAACAUAGGUCAGCCUGACGUUCAAGUUGUAUCCACUGUCACCUCAGUGCUGCCCAACAGACAGCCAGACAGACCGGCUACAGUGGGAGGAGCCCAGCAUUCAGCUUACGGUCUGUGGUCUUCAGCAGCAUCACAUGGACUCGUUGCAGGCUUCAUUGACAAUGAAGAUGUUUUUUCUUUACGAGGUCACCUUAUCAUGACUUGUUUUGCGUUAUCCAUUGUUGCUGAACCUAGCGUUCUUUUUGUAUUAUUUUGAGAAUAUGAUUGACCACUUUGUUGAUUGAUACGUUCGGAGGCAUAGACGGAAAGCGGCUGCAUCAAUAUUCCAUGUGAAUGCAGCUCUAGGCAUGCACGGGGGACUUAGCGACUAUCAGUUCAGAUAUUGUCUGAGAGGUUUUUUUUUGUGUCCGUUUGUCAUGCCCCUGGGAUCUGUUGCUAAAGGAAACCAUUUAUUCUGGGGGAAUAUAUUUCUAUUCACGUCUUCCUAGUUUUCGAACAUCAAGAUAUGCUUCUUCAAACGUGCUUUUCUCUUUCGCAUUACUUUGGUUUCUUAUAAAUUAUAUUUGAACCGGAAAAAACUAUGUAAAUAGCUUUUAUUUUUAUUUUUUAGAUGUUCCUUGCAAUUGAAUUUUUAUUCAAUAUGCUCAAUUCAUAACUGCCAAAUGCUAUUGUAUCCAAAUACAGCAGGGAAACAGUCCUAUUUUCUUAUAUAAUGUUUUUAAGGUUUCAAUUAGGAGUCCCCGUAGAUAGGCACAAAUUUAGCAUGGCAGUUACAGACGUACAAAAGAGAGCGUGGCAAUGACAUUGUACCAUAUGUUGUUUGGGAAAAUGGUCAGGAACGCUAUAGGAAAAGCACAAACUUGAUGGCAAAAAAAAAAAAAAACUGGAACCGAACCACAUACCCUCAUCCUGCCAUAAACAUGUCUAAAGUAAAUAUGAACAUUUGAACAACUAUAUUUUACACCACCACACUGACAAGUCACUUUUCAUUUGACACUUUUGUACAGUAUGUGUAGCUUUUGUUCAUAACCUGCCGUUUUACAUGUGUAAGUCCUUAAGAGUUGCAAUGCAAUGUCGAUACAUUAGUUGUGAAGCACUUGAGAAAUUAGGGACGUUGAAGGAAUAGGUUGCCGGUAAACAUAUCAUUUCAUCACAGGGCCUACUUGCUGUACUACAUCAUACGGUAUGGGUCCCCCUGGCGGUGCCUUUGUCUAGAGAGUUUGAAGGCUUUUACAGGGCUCUAUAUAUUUCCUCUUGACAUGAAAUGCACCCAAACCAUGGCAAUGUUUUAUGUUUGAAAAUACAUAAACAAAUCAUCACAAUAAUGCAAUUAACUGGAAAGCACAAAGAGAAGAUGCAAGAUCGGGUUUUUAAUCUAUCGCCAGAUCAAAAGGAGAGCAUUAGUUAAAGGAUAAGUGAUGGCCCAGUCCAGUGUCUUGUGUUGAGGCCACUCUUCCUUUUGGCCUGCGGGUACUUGUCGUUGUGUAGCAAUUGCCUUAAGAAAAUGUUGCGCCUCGUGAACAAACUGUUCGGUGUAUUGUUGGUCUUGUUUGAGUGUCACACAAAAAAUUCAAUGAAUUGUGGAAAUCUUGUCUAUUUGUGAUGAACCACUUCAGGAAAUCUACUUCUCUUUGCACAGAACUGAGAUGAUAGGCUAAAAUGGGAACCUAUUGUAUUUACAAGGGGGUCAGUUGCUCUGAGUCGUGUAAGAGAGUUCCGAUUCGUUUUGACUUGACUUGCCAGUGUAUGAAAAAUAAGGAUUGUGAUUUGAACGACUAUUUGAGUUGUCCCUCCACCAAGUCCCUCAAAUACAAGCAAUUCGCAAAUAUUAUAAUGCACCUUUGUGGUUGAACACUCAACAGUGUUAAAUCCUGUAGUUCUCUCCUGACUUGCCAUCUUCACGGGGCAAGAUGCAAAUGAUAAAAGUGGCAGCAAUGACACAUACUUACCAUGAAAAUGUAUAAUUUAGGGCCAGAUUUUUUUUCUGAAUAUUGUUAAAUAAUUGACAUAUUCUCCAUCUUAUCUUUAUAAUCCUUUUGAUGUGUUUUUAUUGGACCUUUUUUGGUGCAGAAGCUUAGAAAAAUGUGGCUCUCAGUGCCUCUAAUGCAAUAGAAAUAAUAAGCAUCUCAGCAAAUACACUCCCCCAUCUGUGCUCAGCAUGAUGAGCCCAAAAACAAAACUAUAGCUGUCGAAACCUCAACAAACCUAUGUCUACAUAUGCAAAUAGAUUGUAUGGACAUGAUUAUACUUUUAAAAAACAUUCCUACUUUUCAUAUAUAGAACUGAAUUUCACCUUUCCAACCUUGGUAACACUUUACUUUCAGGUGCCUUUCAUAAAAUAUUCACAAGUCGUUCAUAGACUGUUAUUUAGUAGUUUACAGAUUUGAGUUUAUAACCCAUUAUAACGAAUAAGUAACACAAAAGUAACCAGGGUAUAGGCUACCUUAAUGUAAAGUGUUACAGCAGUAUAUUGAAAGCUACAGCUGUACCAUUAAAUGUUUAAUGUACUGUAUACGUACCCCAAUGACUCACGUAGGAAAUUAAAUGUCCCUCUCAAUUAGUGACUUUUUUAUUGGAUCAUAACUUUGAAGGCAAAGUGCUGAAUAUUAUGGGCGGAAUUGUUUUUAUUUUCUGACUUAGGGAGGAUGAUGUGGUAUGGCCAACUCAAAUAUUGUCUAGUGCUUUGUGCUGUGAAAGAAAGUAAAUGUCAUGUUGUGGUAAGAAAAAAAAAUAGAAACAAAGUUAAUAUCCAAAGAAUGAUUUUAAAGAUUUUUUUUAUUUCCAUUUAUGAUCUACACCAGCUAAAUAAUAUUCACAACGAGAGCAACCAAUUAGGAAACCAAUAUUGAUUAGAUUCUUCAUCUCGGCAUAUCUUGAUUAGUUCUGAAAACAGUUAUUCUCAUUCGAAAUCACGUCACAUCUGUGGCCUUCAAGUAUUUUAGUUGCAUUUCAUUGCCAUCAAUAUGGAGACUCCCCCCUUUCUUGUAAACCUCUGUCCCACCUCUUACUUCAUGCACUCGUAUCAUUUCAUUCAUUUAGAAGGCUUUUUUUCUCAACGUAAAGUAUUCUUCCUCUUUGUUAAGAUGCAUUGUAGCAGAUCAAGCAAGUCAAAGGCACUAAUGUGCUGGAUAUAGUGUAAAUGGUUUAUUGCACAGACUGCAUACUCUCUUGUAAUAUUUGUCGGUUGUAUUUUUUCACAAUAAUUUUUUAAAAGAAGUAUUUGUUUAUUUUUUACUACGGUUUUGUUACCAAUCCUUUUUGUUGCCUGUGAUCCACUGAUUCAUUUGACCUCUUUCCUGUACUUGAGUUAUUUUAUGCAGCUAUUUGUAUGCAGUGUUUGGCAAAUUCCAUUGCAGUGUCAGAGUAAGUCAAGAUUUUUUGGAGCAUUCGAUCAAUUUGUAUUUAUUUAUUUGACCAUUUUUAAAUAAAAUUACAAAGUUGUAA